Messenger RNA from Didymodactylos carnosus, 1102 nucleotides. The record is from the annotation of a GenBank genome assembly. NCBI's taxonomy places the organism in Eukaryota, Metazoa, Rotifera, Eurotatoria, Philodinida, Philodinidae.
GUAGAGACAAAAAUAGUCUAACUACAUUCUCUAAAUAAAUAGUAUUAUUUUAGUGACAUUGUUUUCGACUGAUUCAGCGCGUGCAUGGCAAAAAAAGUCAACAAAAAAGUGGACAGCAUUAAAAGUUGAUAGUAAUUAUACGUGUGAAUACGAUAGCGAAGGGAAUUAUCCUGAUCCAAAGUACUGUCAUGUUUAUCAUUAUUGUACUGCGGGUGUACACAUACCAAUAGCAUGUGGUGGGGGUUUAUGGUAUAGUACAAAAGACGAUCAAUGUGUUUGGCCAAAAGAUUCAGACUGUAAAGCAGGUCACUUGUAUACGUCAUCAACGUUAAAAAAUUUAAGUGAGGAAAAUUACGUGUUAUCAAAUCGUCAUCUUGAAAAUGUUUAUUCGACUAUUAAAUGUCCAACAGGCGUAUCAAAAUUUUUUGAAGAUCUGUAUGAUUGUGCAGCAUAUCAUUUUUGCAGUGGCGAAAAUCGAUGUCCAGCAAACGGACAACGAAUGAAAUUUGUUGAUCCCUCAAGUUGUUGCCAAUAUUUCGAGUGUAUAACUGGUCAAUUGAAAGAACAAAUUUGCCCGCCUUAUAAAUUAUUUUCCACAUUAUCGAAAAGUUGUGAAAGCUAUCAAGUUGUUGUGUGUGGAACGCGUACACCGUGUAUCGUGCCGUGUGACUAUGAUCACAGUCCAUUGUGCGGAUUCAAACCAGUUUGUAAAGACUUAUUAGAUGGCCAUUACAUCGAUAAAUAUCGUCCAUCGUGUCAGUUUCAUUAUACAUGUUUGGAUAAACGUACAUAUAAUUAUACAGCGUGCGAAUAUGGCUAUCGUUUCAGUGAAGACAAAAAACAGUGUCUUUUAGCGAAAAAUGUUAAAUGUUCAAGUAAUUGUAGCGUUACAAAUUUUUCUUUCGAUUAAAUUAAUGAAUUUCAGUUUUCUUUUUUUAGGUAACUCACUCAAAUACGAAUUUCCUCUUCUCAUUCUAUUUGCUUUUAUUUCUCACAAACUAUUCAUGAGGUUUGAUCACCAAUAACUAUAUUUUCUUGUCUUUUAUUGGUUCUUUAACGGAUAAGGUUAAUAUUAAUAUAAAAUAAAUAAGUUAAAUAUAUG